This is a messenger RNA of Physcomitrium patens, 1887 nucleotides long. RefSeq lists its product as uncharacterized. The record is from RefSeq and is a predicted model, not a curated record. Lineage: Eukaryota; Viridiplantae; Streptophyta; Bryopsida; Funariales; Funariaceae.
UUGUACACAGAAUGAUACAAAUGAACAAAAGCUGCAGAAGAAGCUUGUGGCAUGUGAGCUACCAGGCAGAGACCUUGCACAACUAUAGAGUUUUCAUGGGCGUAGAGUUUACGCACUAAGACCUUGCACAACUGUAGUUUCCAUGGGCAAAGACAGCGUGGCAUUCUGUUUGGUUGUUGCAGUUGUUGUUACAUUUGUGGCUGGUUUGUGGUCCCUCCGACAUAGCUAUGCAUGAAAACUGCAAUCCGAUGCUAAUCAUGCACAAGCAGCAAAGCUACAAACCUGAGCACCAUGAGCUCCAAUGUUGCUUUUUGCACGCUUCUGAUGCCUCGCACUCUUAGCGGCACCAUGCGUGCUGGUCACUGCGGGUGCUCGCUUGAUGGCUAGAUUUCGUUUGCUAGUGAGAAUUCGGUCACUGUGUGUCGCUCUGCCGAAGCCGGGCUUAGCAUUUUACUUGACGGUAUGGUCGUUGCAGCGCUUGUUGCGUGGAAUUGAACUUCGUUUGCCCUUCAGUGCUCAUGUUUUGUGGUUUGUGCGUAAAGUGGAGAUGUGUAUUUCUGCUCGGUGGGUUUUUGCGGCGUUGGGUGCGUGGGAGGGAGCUGGAUCUGUCCAUUGCAUCUACCAGUAGCCGGUCUUCGGGGAAAACAAGAAUUGGAUGCCGAAUGCUGUGACGCAACGACCACACCAGGUGUAUUCUCAGGGUGGCCCAUCAGUCUCAGUAGCGGUUUCAUGCGGAAACUUGAGUGUGGAACAUGGGCUGUGAGAACGUUACCUUCAAUGAGCCCACGAAUAAGAGAUCUCAAUCUCUAGAAAUUCACGCAAAGACGACACUCCGCAUCAAUCAAGAGCGUAACGUCUGCAUGUUCACUCCUUACGCCAACUACGAAGAGGUCAAUGAUGGAGCCCUGCUCCUCGAACAAGAUGAGCGGAGCUGCUUUGCAUAUAGAGAAUCCAAGUUCCCGUCGUGCAGCUCUCUCGACGGGCAUGUACCCCUCGUCGAAUCUCGCAAGCCUAGCGAGAGAGCUUCUAGUCUUGACCAUGUCGAGUUCGUUCUCCCACACGACGAUGGGUACAUACACGCUGCACCGGAACGCCCAAACAUGAGGAAACCAUUUUGGAAGAAUCUAUGGUUCUGGCAGCCCAACAAGAAAAGUGGCUCAUGUUGAGAGCUACCUCGCAUCACACUGAUCGCAAGCACGGAUCCCAUUUUCAAAAGCAGAUUAGAACCAAGUGGGAGGCUGUAGGACCGCUGCACACAACUUGUGCUGUCGGUGACUGUGCCAGACGACCCAUCCAGCAACAUGAAAAACGAAUGUUCGAUUAGAUUCUUACUGCAAAUCUGAAGACAAUGGGCGCCCUUCCAAGCCCUUGAACCGAUGCCGCAGCGCUCCUGCCGGCCCACUCUACAUUCCUUGAGGUUUCAUUCUCCUCAUCCUCAACAUCCAGUAGCUCAUACCCCGCCGAGGGCUGUUGCAUUGUGCAACAUCAUCUUUCGAUUUUUGCAUCAUAUGUGGCUUUAGAACAACACCCUCAACUCUUCGUCAUAAGGAGUGAGUCAUCGUCGUGUCUAAACUUGCUUGAUUUGUCAGGGUUAGUAGGUUCUAUCGCUGAGUUAGCAGGUUUGAUCAGUUGUGCGAGGUUAUCAGUUGCAGUGAGUUUGUGAGUCAUGGUCAACCUUUUCUUUGCCUCUCGGCAGAAUCAGAAAGAUCAUUCAAAGCAGAAUGUGUGCAAAGCCCCGUUACAGUGCAUCGGUUAAAUUCAUGGAUUCUAGGUAGUUAUCCCCAACCAUAAAUUAGAAGCAAUCCAAGCGAUUUUGUUGAAGAGAACAGGCAUUAGUGUUACUAUUCUUCUACUUUGUGUGCUGCAUGUGUUUCUUUUUUCUUUCUA